Molecule: messenger RNA, 1413 nt
Organism: Aspergillus caelatus
Lineage: Eukaryota; Fungi; Ascomycota; Eurotiomycetes; Eurotiales; Aspergillaceae
Product: MCT family MFS transporter
Exons: 1
Coding region: 1-1413 (470 amino acids)
Biological process (GO): transmembrane transport
Molecular function (GO): transmembrane transporter activity
Source: RefSeq, a predicted model, not a curated record
AUGGAGAAAGAUACCCAACGACCGGAUGGUCAAAACCAGGCCUCAGAAGGCCAGGCCCAACCUCAAGGUCAGCAGCAGAAUGAGCAGAAUGGCCCGCCAGACGGUGGCUAUGGAUGGGUCUGCACAGCAGCAGCAGCCACGAUCAACGCCCACUCAUGGGGCUUCAACUCUGCAUACGGCGUAUUCCUCGCCCACUACCUGAAGCACAAUACUUUUCCCGGCUCUUCACCCUUGAAAUAUGCCUUCGUGGGAUCCCUAAGCAUUACUCUGCUAUUACUAGUGUCACCCAUCGCCACAAUAUCCGUUCGAGAAUGGGGCAUAAAACCAAUAAUGUUCUGCGGAGUCAUUCUCGAAACCGCCAGCCUAAUCUGUGCGAGCUUCGCCACCGAGAUCUGGCACCUCUUCCUUACACAAGGAAUCCUCUUCGGCAUGGGUGUAGGCUUCCUCUUCAUCCCCACGGCAGCAGUCGUCCCCCAAUGGUUCACCACAAAACGCUCCCUAGCCAGCGGCAUCUCCCUCUCCGGCGCCGGCCUCGGCGGGCUCAUCUACUCCCUCGCAACCGGCGCCAUGAUUCGCAACCUAGGACUGCAAUGGGCCUUCCGAAUCCUUGGCAUAAUCGGCUUCAUCGUCAACACAACCUGCACACUCCUAAUCAAAGACCGCAACAGCAGGACGACUGGCCCCAACAAACAAACAUCCAUGAACCUCACCCUCCUCCACAAGGGCGAAUACCAACUCCUCCUCGGCUUUGCUAGCUUCACAAUGCUCGGCUACUUCGUCCUCAUGUACAGUCUCGCCAACUACGCCAACGAAAUCGGCCUCAACGCCUCUCAAGCUUCCAUCAUAACCGCAAUAUUCAACCUCGGACAAGCCGUCGGCCGCCCCUGCAUCGGCUACUUCAGUGACCGCGUCGGACGGAUCAAUAUGGCCAGCUCCAUGACUUUCCUGUCAGGCAUCUUGGCGCUGGUUGUCUGGACGAACGCGAAGAGCUACGCGGUGUUGGGAUUCUUUGCCGUCGCGGAGGGGCUCAUCGCGGGAAACUUCUGGGCUACUAUUGCGCCGCUGAUGGCUGAGGUCGUCGGGUUGAAGGAGGUGCCGGCUGGGCUGAAUCUGUUGUGGUUGAGUAUUGUCUUGCCCUGUACGUUUAGUGAGCCGAUUGCGUUGGAGAUCUUUGCGGGAACGGGCAGUUAUCUGGGGACGCAGUUAUUUACAGGGUUUGUUUAUUUGGCUGCGGCGGGGUGUUUGGUGGCUUUGAGGGGGUGGAAAGUUAUGGUGGAUUCGAGAUGUGCUGGUGUGUCUGGGGAUAGUAUUAAUGGGGGGAGAGCUGAUGGUUUGGACGCACCUAUGGGUAGGCCGGAGAAGGUCGGGCUUAUGGAGUAUUGUCGACUUUGUUUUCAGUGGGCUAUUGUUUGA